Messenger RNA from Uloborus diversus, 6176 nucleotides. Its product is annotated as citron Rho-interacting kinase-like. The transcript has 40 exons. Gene Ontology annotation, molecular function: ATP binding; protein serine/threonine kinase activity. Gene Ontology annotation, biological process: peptidyl-threonine phosphorylation; mitotic cytokinesis; actomyosin structure organization. Gene Ontology annotation, cellular component: cytoplasm; cytoskeleton. The record is from RefSeq and is a predicted model, not a curated record. Bases 119 to 6055 code for a protein of 1978 amino acids. NCBI's taxonomy places the organism in Eukaryota, Metazoa, Arthropoda, Arachnida, Araneae, Uloboridae.
ACAACAUUUUCAAGUGAUGGCGGUUUAUUUAGUAUUCGAAUCUGUAUCUGCUAUCCACAAUUAAUCAGUAGGAAGUAAUUAUUGUUAUUUAUGUUGUGCGUUAAAUGUGCAUUGCAACAUGUCGAUCAGUUCUACAGAAAGCAUAGCAAGCCGUUUUGUUCGACUGAAUCAACUAUUGCUAGGGAAAUCUCACUGUAAUCUUCCAAAAAAAUACCUAGCUCAUAGAGAUGGGCUCCUUGAUGCUUUGUUUGCCCUCUAUGAAGAGUGCAGUGCGGAGUAUUUACGGAAAGAUAAGCAUAUUGCUGAUUUUGUUGAUAAAUACAAAGGUGUUAUGCUUGAAUUAAAAUCUUUAAGAGUCAACUUGAAAGAUUUUGAAGUGAAGAAAAUAAUUGGCCGUGGUCAUUUUGGAGAAGUUCAAGUUGUACGAGAAAAAGCAAGUGGUGACAUUUAUGCUAUGAAAGUACUAAGAAAACUGGAAACACUGUCACAAAAAAAUGUAGCAUUUUAUGAAGAGGAAAGAGAUAUUAUGGCUAAAUCAAACAGUCCCUGGAUAACUAAGCUCCAAUAUGCAUUUCAAGAUUCCCUGAACCUGUAUCUGAUAAUGGAAUUUCACCCUGGAGGAGACAUGCUUUCUUUACUUGAGAAGUACGACAAUGUGCUACCUGCAGAUAUGUGCCAGUUUUAUUUGGCAGAAUUGGUUUUAGCAAUCCAUAGUGUGCAUACAAUGGGAUAUGUUCAUAGGGAUAUUAAGCCUGAUAAUAUACUUAUUGAUCUGACUGGUCAUAUUAAGCUAGCAGAUUUUGGUUCAUCAUCAAAAUUAAAUCAUAACAAGCAGGUAACUAGUUGUAUGCCUGUUGGUACUCCAGAUUAUGUUGCACCUGAAGUUCUAGUUGCUAUGAAUCCAGGUCCAGCAAAUAAGAGCUAUGGAAUUGAAUGUGAUUGGUGGUCUUUGGGUAUUGUAGCAUAUGAAAUGAUCUUUGGUUCAACACCCUUCGCAAACGAGAAAUUGCUUGUUACAUAUAACAACAUCAUGCACUUUGAGAAAUCUUUAACAUUUCCUGAAGAUUCUUCUGAUGUAUCAGAGCUCUUUUUGAAGUUAAUCAGAGAGCUUUUGCAAGGUGCUUCAACUCGUCUAGGAUAUGAUGAACUCAUUGUUCAUCCUUUGUUUACAGAUAUAGAUUGGAACAAUAUUCGUCACAAUGCUCCUCCAUAUGUACCCACUGUUACAAGUGUAGAUGACACUUCAAAUUUUGACGAUUUUGAGCCAGAAAAUAGAGCUUAUGUAGGAGAAUUAAAAGUAGUGAAAGAAUUCAGUGGGAAAAAUCUACCGUUUGUUGGUUUCACAUACACAACUCCCAUAGAAACAAUGAUGGAGAAUUCCAGGCAGUCUUCCUUUGAUGAAUAUUGUUCACCCUCUUCUUCUUUUUCUGAAGUGGACUCCUUACCUCGAAAGAAGGAAGUUACAGAUUUGAAUUUGAAAGUUUCACAGUUGUCUAACCAACAAGUAUCAAUGAAGAAUGAAAUUAAGGAACUGUCGAACAGUCUAGAAGCUAAAAACAAAGAUUAUGAAAAAAUCAAGUCUGAAAAUGCUAUCUUGCAACAGCUUAAUCAUGAGCUUGAUUCUGAAAGAAAGCAAUUAAGACAGUUACUUGCUUAUGAAAGAGAACAUAGAGUAAUUACAGAGAAGAAAUCUGUUCAGCUUAUAAAAUGCAUGAAAGCUAAGCACAGACAAGAUUCCCUUCGUUUAAAAGCAAAAAGUCAAGAAUAUAAUAAGGGUGAAAAUGAAAAUUGUUCUAUAGAAGAGCAACUUGAUAUUGCUCUCUCUAAGAUUGAAGAAUAUGUUGCUGAAAAAGUUGAAUUAUUGGAAGAUUUGCAAGAAACAAGAAACAUGUUAUUAGAAUGCCAAAAGAAGCUGGCAGAGCAUGAACAUCUUUUCAGUUCCUGUAAUUCAAAUUUGGACAAUGAUACAAGUCUCGGGGAGUCUGAAAAAUCAGACAAUAUAUCAAGCACUUCAAAUACUUUUCCAAUUAAAGAAGACUAUACGAAGUUAAUAGCUAAACUGGAGAAAAAGAACGUUCAACUAGAGCAUGAUUUGGAAUCUGCAAUGUGUGCCAAGAAAGAAGCAGAAGCACAAUGUGUAGCUUUUAAAAAUGCUCUUCUUCAGCUUGAAAAUAACGAGAAGCACAGUGAGAAGAAAACUCUUGAUAUUUCCUGUUAUACUCAGGCAUUUGAAGCCACUGAAGUAAUAAAAGCACUUGAGAAGGAAGUGGAAAGUAAGAAAAAUACAAUCACUGAAUUACAGACCAAAUUAAGCAAUAAAGAAGAAUCUUUUAUGAAUAUUAAGAAACAACUUCAGGAAGCUGAUGGAAACAUUACUACUCUUAAUACUGACAAACAAAGACAAAAUAAUCAGCUUAAUCUUCUAACCGAAGAAAUCGCCAUGUUGAAAAAUAAAUACUGCAUUGAGAGUUGUUUACAAGAGAAUCAGAAAAAUACAUCGCCAGAAAUUCCAGUGUUUGAAAUCAGGAAGUCUCAGCAGUUUUGGGAACAAAAAGUGCUUCAAGAUAUUACAGAUAAGCAAGGACAGCAUUCUGCUCCCAGUAUGAAGCAAGAAAAUGAAAAUUUGAAACUCAAAAUUGGAACUUUAGAAAAGGAGCUUAAAAAGUUAAAAGAAGAUUAUGAAAGUAAAGAAAGUUCAUAUAAAGACUUCAAUAAGUGUUUGCUUGAGAAAGAGAAUGCUCUAUCCGAAGUCAAACUUGAUUUAAAGAUUUCAACAAGAAAAGAACAACAAGCUGAAGCUCUUGUAUCCAGCCUUCGAGAACGAAACAAAGAUCUACGUGAACAAAUAAGGCAACUGGAAGAUACAAUUAUGGAAAAAACAAAAGCUGAAGAUGUGUUAAUGCAGCAAUUGGAAUCUCUAAAGCAAGAAGUGCUUGAAAAAACAGAGCUUCUCCAAAAGAAAGAAAAAACAUUUGAGAUUAAUAAAGCCAUAUUGGAAGAAAGGGUGAAAGUUAUCCAGGAUACCUGUGAAACAUCAAAAGGCAUCAAUGAGAAGUUUGCUAAAAGUCAAGGUCAAUAUGAAGAAUUAGUUAAACAAAAUACAAAUUUGACAAAAGAGUGUGAAGAAAAAGGAAACACUGUUAUGAAGUUGCUAGAAGAAGUGAAAUCUUUGAGAAAUGAACUUAAUCAAAAGCAAAAAGAAUGUACUAGAUAUGAAAAGAUAAGCUCUGUUCUCAAAAACACCUCUAUUGAAAUGGAAGAAGAAUUGAAGGAUCUUGUAGUUAUUGUGGAAACCCGAGAUAAGAUGAUCUCUGACCUUAAUGCUGAAAGAAAAGUGUUAGAAGCUACCAUUAAAAAACUUCAAGACAACUUGAAGCAAGAUGAUGAUAACUUAAAAGAAGAGCAUAGAACAAAAGACGAUCUAAUGAAACACAUCGAGGAACUAACGUCAGAAAUGAAGAACCAAAAUUUAGUUCAUGAAGCUGAACUGCAAAACUUUGAAGAUCAGUUAUCUUUUUAUAAGAAGAUGAUUGAGGAUUUGGAACAGCAAAAUACUCAACUUAAGAAAGAAUUUUCUUUAGUGGACAAAGAUACAAAAUCAUACAGCGAAAAAAUACUGAGCUUAGAAAGUCAAUUAUGUGAAAUCAAAGAAGAAGCUGCAAGACAUAUUACUCAGAUUUCUUCAUUAAAGAAAAACAACCUGAACCUCACCCAAGCUCUCAAUGAUGCUUUAGAAAGUCAGAAUGGUUUGAAGAAAAAUAUUGAAGAAUUGUACAAUGAAUUAGAAAGAGAGAAGGCAAAUCAUGUUCAUGAGAAAGUAAAACUUCAAGGUACAAUUUCUCAACAAACAAAGUUAAUAGACUUUUUGCAAGCCAAAGCAGAAAAUAUGGAAAAGAAAAAGAAGCCCCAUCUUACUCGGCUCUUUGGUAAAAAGGACAGUACUACUCCUAUACAAUCCAGAGAUGUUGAAAAACUUCUUGAAACCGAGAGAAGCCGUUGUCGAAGACUACAAGAUCAACUAAGUCAGGCCCGGGCAGAAAAUAUGGCCUUGCAACGAGAAAUUAGUAACAUUUCCAAGCCAUCUGCAUCCUCCGUUGUUGAAGUUCCAGUCUCACCGAAAUCUCGAGCAAUGCAUUCGGCCAUUACUUUUUCUCCCACUUCCAAAGGACAAGAAAGUCCGGUACUUCACUCACGAGAACUUGCAGGGAAAUUUACAAAACCUCCAGGAAUGAAGCAUAAAAUUCCUCACAGAUUCACAGAAGUUCUAUCCAUGAGAAGCAUCAAGUGUUGUGCAUGUCUGGAUUCAAUUCAUUUUGGAAGACAUGUUGCUAAAUGCCAAGAUUGCUCUAUCGUGUGUCAUCGUGCUUGUGCUACAUCACUGCCAAGUACUUGUGGAUUGCCUUCAGGAUUUUUACAACAUUUUAAGACUGUUGUUGAUUGCCCAUCCAAAAGCGAUUCUGAGGCUGAUGUAGCUGACUUGUCAGAAGGAUGGAUUAAGAUGCCCAAAGCCAACAAACAAGGAUGGGACAGGCGAUAUUUGAGGAUCAAGAACAAUGAACUAUACAUUUUUGAAAAUGCAGAAGAAUCGGAUCCUAAGAAAUCACUUCUUACCCUAGACUUCAGUUCUUCUGUAGCUCGUAUAGCUGUCACCUCUGCAGUAUCGGCUACAGAGUUGCCUCAUGCUGCUAGCUCAGACUUGUUAUAUGUUUUAAAGUUGGAAUAUUUUCCUCAUACAACCUGCUGGCCUCAAAGGUCUCUUUAUUUCAUGGUCAGCAAUUUUAACGAAAAACAAAUGUGGGUGUCUGCAUUGGAGAAUUUAGCGGAGACUAAUCAGAUGGAAUUAGAAAACCCACAUAACAACAAACUAAAUGGAAAGAAUUUGUUAACGUUGAAAGGAGAUAACUUGAUUGAUCCUUUAUGCACUUUACUCUUAGAUGAAGAUAUUAUUCUUUUGGGUGCCACAGAUGGAUUAUAUAUGCUCAAAAUCAUCAAUGAAUACACUUGUUCUUUCAAAUCAAAAGUCAAAGGAGUUGAUUGUGUUUACCAAAUGAGCCACAUUAAGAAUCUUGGAAUCCUGGUUUUGAUAGAAGGUGAUAGCCGAAAGCUGACCUACAUUGAAGAUGAUAAUAUCCAAACUUUAUCUAUCAAAUCAAACCAGGAGCUACAAACAAAGCCUGUCGCUAACAUUGAAAAUUGUCACCUUUUUUCUACUACUAAUGCUGAUUACAAAGGUUCUGCAUGCCUCUGCAUUGCAACUUCCAAGUCCGUCAUGAUCUACCAAUGGGAUCCUUAUUUCAAACUGUUCUGUGCUAAGAAAACCGUGGAAACAAAUGAACCAUGUAGCUGUAUUCUCUUUGCUGAAAGUAGCGUAAUUUUUGGGACGGACAGUUUUUAUGAACUGAGUUUGAAUAAUUAUUUAUUAAAAAAAUUUCUGGAUUUAAAAGAUGAAAGCCUGACCUUUAUAAUUUAUGGGGCUUCACAAUUUCGCAGUUUCCCAAUUGCUAUAUUUUCUUUAUCAAGCUCAAAUAAGCCUCAAGAAUAUCUUUUGUGUUUUCAUGAAAUGGGAGUAUUUGUAAACGGUUCAGGACAAAGAACAAGACCUGAUGACAUGAAAUGGUCUAAGUUGCCCUUGUCGUUUGCAUACCAGUCGCCUUAUCUUUUCAUUGUACAUUUUCAUUCCGUUGAAGUAAUUGAAAUUCCACCUGCUUCAGUUUCUGAAAGUGGCUUGCAUGCUGUAUUGAAAGUUCAUAGCCCUCAAUACUUGGGUCCAGCCCAUUUGGAACAGUCUAUUUAUAUAUCUUCAAAUAAAGAAUCAGUCGUAGAGUUUAUGUUAGUGGAUGGCAGAGCCAUUGGCCAGUCAGCAUUUGACUUUCUGGAUACUGAUACAGCUGCAGAAUCUUACAGCCCAAAUAGUUCUAGCAAAACUAGUAUUGAAGGAAGUGAUGCUCUGGAUUUUUCUUUCACGGAUUCCAUUGAUGCAACUUUGCAAAACCCAUCUGAUGGAACUUCUCUUUGUUCAAAAACAUCCGAUGAAUACUCUAGUGCAAGAAGUUGACAGCUAAAGUUUCCUGCACCUUAUGGAAUUUACUCCAGUGUCUCGAAUUUUUAUACCGAGUUUUAGUUUUAUGCUAUUUAGAUCCAUGUAAAAUAUUUUAAUGUGUAUGAUUAAUUUAAAA